AUGAAGAGGAAAAAGUGGGCUUUCGAUCGGAUCUAUGAGCAGGGGCUCGCGGGAAAGCCGAUCGUGAUCGAGAGGGUGGAACCCGGGCCAGCGCCGGAGGUGGAGAAGAAGGAGGAGCUGGCUAGUGGGAGGCAUGAGACGGAGGAGGAGAAGGAAGCGUGGAGAUUGUUGAAGAAGUCGGUGGUGACGUAUUGCGGGACUCCGGUGGGAACGCUGGCGGCCGACGAUCCGGUGAAUGGAGGGCAGAUGCUUAAUUACGAUCAGGUUUUUAUUAGGGAUUUCGUGCCCUCAGCGCUGGCUUUUCUACUCAAGGGGGAGACGGAGAUUGUCAGGAAUUUUCUACUUCACACGUUGCAAUUGCAGAGCUGGGAAAAGACUGUUGACUGCUACAGCCCUGGGCAAGGAUUGAUGCCCGCCAGUUUUAAGGUUCGAACCCUGCCUUUGAGUGAUGACAAGGAAGCAUACGAGGAGGUUCUUGAUCCUGAUUUUGGUGAGUCGGCCAUUGGACGUGUAGCCCCGGUUGAUUCUGGAUUGUGGUGGAUCAUUUUGCUGAGAGCUUAUGGAAAGAUCUCUGGAGACUAUGCAUUGCAGGAACGUGUUGAUGUACAAACAGGGAUCAGACUCAUCUUGAAUUUAUGUUUAACAGAUGGCUUUGACAUGUUUCCAACUCUCCUGGUAACUGAUGGCUCUUGCAUGAUAGAUAGAAGAAUGGGCAUCCAUGGCCAUCCUCUUGAAAUCCAAUCUUUGUUCUACUCAGCUUUACGGUGCUCCCGUGAAAUGAUCACUCCUAAUGAAGGGUCAAAGAAACUAAUUCAUGCCAUCAAUAAUCGGCUCAGUGCAUUAUCAUUUCACAUAAGAGAGUAUUAUUGGGUGGACAUGAAGAAGAUUAAUGAGAUUUAUCGAUAUAAGACAGAAGAGUACUCAUAUGAUGCUGCAAACAAGUUCAAUAUAUAUCCUGAACAGAUUCCUUCAUGGCUAGUGAAUUGGAUUCCUGAUAAAGGAGGCUAUCUUAUUGGAAACGUGCAGCCUGCUCAUAUGGAUUUCAGGUUCUUUUUGCUUGGAAAUCUCUGGGCCAUAACUUCAUCCUUAACCACACCUUGGCAAGCUGACGGCAUCCUCAAUCUUAUAGAGGACAAAUGGGAUGAUCUUGUGGGAAAUAUGCCUCUAAAGAUAUGUUACCCUGCAUUGGAGAAUGACGAAUGGCGCAUAAUCACCGGAAGUGAUCCAAAGAACACGUAAGUUUUAGUAUGUAUAA
This is a messenger RNA of Dendrobium catenatum, 1255 nucleotides long. Its product is annotated as neutral/alkaline invertase 1, mitochondrial-like. Gene Ontology annotation, biological process: sucrose catabolic process. The record is from RefSeq and is a predicted model, not a curated record. The transcript is spliced from 4 exons. Gene Ontology annotation, cellular component: mitochondrion. NCBI's taxonomy places the organism in Eukaryota, Viridiplantae, Streptophyta, Magnoliopsida, Asparagales, Orchidaceae. Gene Ontology annotation, molecular function: endo-alpha-N-acetylgalactosaminidase activity; sucrose alpha-glucosidase activity. Bases 1 to 1239 code for a protein of 412 amino acids.